AAACAUAAAAAAAAAGCUAGGAUAAGUCAAUUUUUAGGGCGCACAGCUCUCCUUGAAGGCAGGCGAACCAGGGAGAAGUCAAAGAAGAUCACAUGGCACUAAAAAAUGUCGCAAAAAUGCUAUCACGGAGGUAUUCCAGUGGCACUACAAGCGUUGUUACCAAGAAUGGAGGAUUUGAGACGAAACAUAUUAGGGAUGAUAGAGUGCGAAGAAUUGCUGAACGGCUUGAGCAGGCUACUGAGAAAACAAAGAGACUCACUGAUGAAUGCAAUGCUAUCUUUGCCCUAAGACGGGCAUUUUCUAUGGAUCGAAUCAUAUGGUUAGGGCUCAUUAUGAGUAUUGGUGAUGAGAUACAUGAGCAGUUUAAAACUAUACAAGACAUCAAAGCUAAAGAUGCGCAAUUGUCAGCUUGUCUUACCAAAAGGCAAUAGUUACAAUUGCCAGCUUAAUCAGCAUAGGAAAUGGGCGCUAAGUUACCUACAUACUUUUGUACCCGAGACUUCUUAGUCGGGCAGGAGCUUACUCUAAGUUAUGUGAGUUUACUAUUAGAUGAAGUAUUCACUGGAACCUUUGUUAUAAGUUGCAUGUAAUGUGGGGUUGUGGAUCUCCUAACUUUACCUUUGUAUUUAUGUGUGUGUGUAUGGGUUGCUUUUAACCUAUUAACGCUCUA
Messenger RNA from Papaver somniferum (opium poppy), 670 nucleotides. RefSeq lists its product as uncharacterized. The coding region runs from base 93 to 431 and encodes 112 amino acids. The transcript is spliced from 4 exons. Lineage: Eukaryota; Viridiplantae; Streptophyta; Magnoliopsida; Ranunculales; Papaveraceae. The record is from RefSeq and is a predicted model, not a curated record.